Messenger RNA from Rangifer tarandus platyrhynchus (Svalbard reindeer), 537 nucleotides. The record is from the annotation of a GenBank genome assembly. NCBI's taxonomy places the organism in Eukaryota, Metazoa, Chordata, Mammalia, Artiodactyla, Cervidae.
CUGCCGCCUGAGGGGAAGCUCUCACAUCCAGCCUCCCCGCGUGAAGAGGCUGCGCUGCCAUCUUGGCACCCCCUCCGCCCGCACGCGUGUCCCGGGGGCCCCACACAGGAGCUUCCACACUUGUCCGGAGCCCCGGUAUUUGUCACUGCUGCCCUGGAGACACUUCCAGACGCCUGGUUCUGGCGGCUUCUGUUCCCGCCCCCACAGGACUGUGUCUAUGCGUUUGUAGAACAGCUGCCGCCUGAAGCUGAGUUUCCUGUCAGCCUCCGUCAGGUGCCCACUGAGACCCCCGCCGCCCCCAUCAGGAUGCUGACAAGUCUGGUCACAGCCUCACCCACUGGGAGCCCGAAAAAUAAAAUAGGCUGCUGGCCGGUCAAAAAAGCUGAGAGACGUCCACGAGCCAGGGCCGGGCUGCAAGAUAAAGUCCAUUGGCGCGACACCUCUCUUUCCAGACCGGAAAGGUGGCUGCUUCAUCUCAUGCACAAAAACCAACCCGGAGAGUCCAGCAACAUGAAGAAAUGGAGGAAUAUGUUCUAA